Molecule: messenger RNA, 7460 nt
Organism: Perca fluviatilis (European perch)
Lineage: Eukaryota; Metazoa; Chordata; Actinopteri; Perciformes; Percidae
Product: mucin-5AC-like
Exons: 90
Coding region: 180-7460 (2426 amino acids)
Source: RefSeq, a predicted model, not a curated record
CAGCCUUCUUGUAAUGAAGUGUUUCUUUUUCUACACACAGAGUGGAUGAAUACAGCUGAAGAGAGAGGAUAGUAAGAGGCUAUGCAAUAUUGGAUCUUGUUGACUCAGCCAGCACAAUGUGGAAGCUUCCCUGUCUAAUGCAGUUAAAGUUACCUUGAAGAGGACAAGCCAUUAGAGGAAUGGCAAUAUCUAAGAAUGGCUUCACCAUAUUUUCCCUUCUAUUGACAUUAACUAUUUUGGAAACAAGGAACUUCAUUGAAUGUUCAAGUCCGGUUUUACUGGUACCCUAUGGAGAAGAACACUUUCUACCUCACACCAGGGAGAAAAGGAGUGCGCUGUUGGCUCCGGUUGAGUACGAAGUGGAUGUGGAGCUGAAUGUUACCAAUAUCGAGACGGUGGACUACCUUAGGAGCCUCCUGGACAACGGCGCCUUUACCCUGGCCUUGGGUCCCACUGUGAAUGUCACAGACAUUCACAUCACCACAGUGUGUUAUCCAAAUGGUACCAGUUUCCAGUGCAGAUGUGAGGACCAGUAUGUUUGGUCACAUAGUAACUGUCUUACAUAUGGGGCAUGUGAUGAGAUCACUGACGAAACAUGUGGGUGUAUCAACAGUAUUCCUACCAAUGGACAAUACUGCCAGCCAAAGAAAGUACUUCCAGUUGUGUAUGAAUACCAGAUUUCCAUUGAGGUGAACACCACAGACAUAGAUCAACUGAGAAAAUCCCUGACAAUAAUAACUUUCCCCGUCCAAAUCAGCAGCCAAAUGACCAUCUUAGAUGCUAAUAUCACUACAGUUUGCAGCCAAGAUGAAACUGGGUUCCAGUGCCGCUGUGAGGAUGACAACCUUUGGCCUUGUGACAAGUGUGCUACCUAUGGGGAAUGUGAUGGCAGUACAAACAACACAUGUCAGUGCAUCAAAGCUAUUCCCAGAGAUGGAAUGUACUGUCAGUCAAUACACCAUCAAAACUUUUCAGUGUGUCCUCGAACAACAAUUUCACCAUCAACGGCUCCUCCAGUUCUCUAUGAAUACAUAAUUUCUGUUGAGUUGAACACCACAGAUGUUACGCUAAUAAAUCAACUGAGGACCAUUCUUAGAGAAAUCAGUUACCCUUUCAGCAUCAACAACAACAUACAAAUCUCUGAGGCCAACAUUUCUACAGUUUGCUAUCCGAGCAGUGGUGGUUACCAGUGUUUAUGUGAGGAUCAGUAUCGUUGGCCAUGUGACCAGUGUUUCCUUUAUGGAUCCUGUGACAACAUCACUGAUGACACAUGUGGAUGUAUCAAUGCCAUUCCUCCUGAUGGACAAUACUGCCAACCUGCUGAUCAAUACAAUUUCACAGCUUGUCCUGUGACAACACCCUCUCCACCACCUACAACUCCUUCAGUUCUUUAUGAAUACAUCAUUUCUGUUGAGUUGAACACCACAGAUGUUACGGUAAUAAGUCAACUGAGGACUAUUCUGAGAAGAAUCAGUUACCCUUUCAGCAUCAACAACCACAUACAAAUAUCUGAGGCCAACAUUUCUACAGUUUGCUAUCCGAGCAGUGGUGGUUACCAGUGUUUAUGUGAGGAUCAGUAUCGUUGGCCAUGUGACCAGUGUUUCCUGUAUGGAUCCUGUGACAACAUCACUGAUGACACAUGUGGAUGUAUCAAUGCCAUUCCUCCUGAUGGACAAUACUGCCAGCCUGCUGAUCAAUACACUUGUCCUGUGACAACACCCUCUCCAACACCUACAACUCCUCCAGUUCUUUAUGAAUACAUAAUUUCUGUUGAGUUGAACACCACAAAUGUUACGCUAAUAAAUCAACUGAGGACCAUUUUGAGAAGCAUCAGUUACCCCUUCAGCAUCAACAACCACAUACAAAUCUCCCAGGCCAACAUUUCAACAGUUUGCUAUCCGAGCAGUGGUGGUUACCAGUGUUUAUGUGAGGAUCAGUAUCGUUGGCCAUGUGACCAGUGUUUCCUGUAUGGAUCCUGUGACAACAUCACUGAUGACACAUGUGGAUGUAUCAAUGCCAUUCCUCCUGAUGGACAAUACUGCCAGCCUGCUGAUCAAUACAACUUCACAGCUUGUCCUGUGACAACACCCUCUCCAACACCUACAACUCCUCCAGUUCUUUAUGAAUACAUAAUUUCUGUUGAGUUGAACACCACAAAUGUUCCGCUAAUAAAUCAACUGAGGACCAUUUUGAGAAGAAUCAGUUACCCCUUCAGCAUCAACAACCACAUACAAAUCUCUGAGGCCAACAUUUCUACAGUUUGCUAUCCGAGCAGUGGUGGUUACCAAUGUUUAUGUGAGGAUCAGUAUCGUUGGCCAUGUGACCAUUGUUUCCUGUAUGGAUCCUGUGACAACAUCACUGAUGACACAUGUGGAUGUAUCAAUGCCAUUCCUCCUGAUGGACAAUACUGCCAGCCUGCUGAUCAAUACAAUUUCACAGCUUGUCCUGUGACAACACCCUCUCCACCACCUACAACUCCUCCAGUUCUUUAUGAAUACAUAAUUUCUGUUGAGUUGAACACCACAAAUGUUCCGCUAAUAAAUCAACUGAGGACCAUUUUGAGAAGAAUCAGUUACCCCUUCAGCAUCAACAACCACAUACAAAUCUCUGAGGCCAACAUUUCUACAGUUUGCUAUCCGAGCAGUGGUGGUUACCAGUGUUUAUGUGAGGAUCAGUAUCGUUGGCCAUGUGACCAGUGUUUCCUGUAUGGAUCCUGUGACAACAUCACUGAUGACACAUGUGGAUGUAUCAAUGCCAUUCCUCCUGAUGGACAAUACUGCCAGCCUGCUGAUCAAUACAAUUUCACAGCUUGUCCUGUGACAACACCCUCUCCAACACCUACAACUCCUCCAGUUCUUUAUGAAUACAUCAUAUCUGUUGAGAUGAAUACCACAGAUGUUCCCUUAAUAAAUCAACUGAGGACCAUUCUGAGAAGCAUCAGUUACCCCUUCAGCAUCAACAACCACAUACAAAUCUCUGAGGCCAACAUUUCUACAGUUUGCUAUCCGAGCAGUGGUGGUUACCAAUGUUUAUGUGAGGAUCAGUAUCGUUGGCCAUGUGACCAUUGUUUCCUGUAUGGAUCCUGUGACAACAUCACUGAUGACACAUGUGGAUGUAUCAAUGCCAUUCCUCCUGAUGGACAAUACUGCCAGCCUGCUGAUCAAUACAAUUUCACAGCUUGUCCUGUGACAACACCCUCUCCAACACCUACAACCUCUGCAGCUCCUCCAGUUCUUUAUGAAUACAUCAUAUCUGUUGAGAUGAACACCACAGAUGUUACGUUAAUAAAUCAACUGAGGACCAUUCUGAGAAGCAUCAGUUACCCCUUCAGCAUCAACAACCACAUACAAAUCUAUGAUAUCAACAUUACUACAGUUUGUUACCCAAAUGGUACAACGUUCCAAUGCAGAUGUGAAGAACAGUACCGUUGGCCUUGUUAUAUGUGCUCCACUUUUGGCAACUGUGAUGAUGUAAUUGACAAUACUUGUGGAUGCAUCAAUGCCAUUCCUCCAGAUGGGGCUUAUUGCCAGCCACUGCCCGAUCUCUUCAUUUGCCCAUCGCCAAAUACUCCAAAUGACACAACACCUGUUUAUACGACAACAACACCCACAACUGCUGUGACCAACUUCACAGCUUUUCCUGUGACAACACCCUCUCCACCACCUACAACUCCUCCAGUUCUUUAUGAAUACAUCAUAUCUGUUGAGAUGAACACCACAGAUGUUACGCUGAUAAAUCAACUGAGGACCAUUUUGAGAAGCAUCAGUUACCCCUUCAGCAUCAUCAACCACAUACAAAUCUCUGAGGCCAACAUUUCUACAGUUUGCUAUCCGAGCAGUGGUGGUUACCAGUGUUUAUGUGAGGAUCAGUAUCGUUGGCCAUGUGACCAGUGUUUCCUGUAUGGAUCCUGUGACAACAUCAUUGAUGACACAUGUGGAUGUAUCAAUGCCAUUCCUCCUAAUGGACAAUACUGCCAGCCUGCUGAUCAAUACAAUUUCACAGCUUGUCCUGUGACAACACCCUCUCCACCCCCUACAACUCCUCCAGUUGUUUAUGAAUACAUAAUUUCUGUUGAGUUGAACACCACAGAUGUUACGUUAAUAAAUCAACUGAGGACCAUUCUGAGAAGCAUCAGUUACCCCUUCAGCAUCAACAACCACAUACAAAUCUCUGAGGCCAACAUUUCUACAGUUUGCUAUCCGAGCAGUGGUGGUUACCAGUGUUUAUGUGAGGAUCAGUAUCGUUGGCCAUGUGACCAGUGUUUCCUAUAUGGAUCCUGUGACAACAUCACUGAUGACACAUGUGGAUGUAUCAAUGCCAUUCCUCCUGAUGGACAAUACUGCCGGCCUGCUGAUCAAUACAAUCUCUUCAUUUGCCCAUCACCAACUACUCCAAAUGACACAACACCUGUUUAUACGACAACAGCACCCACAACUGCUGUGACCAACUCAACAACAGUUGCUACAACAGGCGAGAACACAACAACAGUUACUACAGCACCAACAACUGUAACAAAUUCAACACCUAUUGCUACAACACAUCCAAACACCACAACACCCACGAUGUCAUCAUCUGCAGUUACUAACUCAACAACAGAUACUACAGCACCAACAACUGUAACAAACUCGACAACAGUUGCUACAACAGGUGUGACAACAGUUACCACAACACCAACAACUGUAACAAAUUCAACACCUAUUGCUACAACACAUCCAAACACCACAACACCCACAUCAUCACCAACAUCUGCAGUUACCAACUCAACAACAGUUACUACAGCACCAACAACUGUAACAAACUUAACAAUAAUUGCUACAACAGGUGUGAACACAACAACACUUACUACAACACCAACAACUGUAACAAAUUCAACAGCUAUUGCUACAACACAUCCAAACACCACAACACCCACGAUGUCACCAACAUCUGCAGUUACUAACUCAACAACAGUUACUACAGCACCAACAACUGUAACAAAUUCAACACCUAUUGCUACAACACAUCCAAACACCACAACACCCACAUCAUCACCAACAUCUGCAGUUACCAACUCAACAACAGUUACUACAGCACCAACAACUGUAACAAACUUAACAAUAAUUGCUACAACAGGUGUGAACACAACAACACUAACUACUACACCAACAACUGUAACAAAUUCAACACCUAUUGCUACAACACAUCCAAACACCACAACACCCACGAUGUCACCAACAUCUGCAGUUACUAACUCAACAACAGUUACUACAGCACCAACAACUGUAACAAACUUAACAAUAAUUGCUACAACAGGUGUGAACACAACAACACUUACUACAACACCAACAACUGUAACAAAUUCAACAGCUAUUGCUACAACACAUCCAAACACCACAACACCCACGAUGUCACCAACAUCUGCAGUUACUAACUCAACAACAGUUACUACAGCACCAACAACUGUAACAAAUUCAACACCUAUUGCUACAACACAUCCAAACACCACAACACCCACAUCAUCACCAACAUCUGCAGUUACCAACUCAACAACAGUUACUACAGCACCAACAACUGUAACAAAUUCAACACCUAUUGCUACAACACAUCCAAACACCACAACACCCAUAUCAUCACCAAUAUCUGCAGUUACCAACUCAACAACAGUUACUACAGCACCAACAACUGUAACAAACUCAACAAUAGUUUCUACAACAGGUGUGAACACAACAACAGUUACUACAGCACCAACAACUGUAACAAAUUCAACACCUAUUGCUACAACACAUCCAAACACCACAACACCCACGAUGUCACCAACAUCUGCAGUUACUAACUCAACAACAGUUACUACAGCACCAACAACUGUAACAAAUUCAACACCUAUUGCUACAACACAUCCAAACACCACAACACCCACAUCAUCACCAACAUCUGCAGAUACCAACUCAACAACAGUUACUACAGCACCAACAACUGUAACAAAUUCAACACCUAUUGCUGCAACACAUCCAAACACCACAACACCCAUAUCAUUACCAAUAUCUGCAGUUACCAACUCAACAACAGUUACUACAGCACCAACAACUGUAACAAAUUCAACACCUAUUGCUACAACACAUCCAAACACCACAACACCCACAUCAUCACCAACAUCUGCAGUUAUCAACUCAACAAUAGUUUCUACAACAGGUGUGAACACAACAACAGUUACUACAGCACCAACAACUGUAACAAACUCAACAACAGUUACUACAGCACCAACAACUGUAACAAAUUCAACACCUAUUGCUACAACACAUCCAAACACCACAACACCCACAUCAUCACCAACAUCUGCAGAUACCAACUCAACAACAGUUACUACAGCACCAACAACUGUAACAAAUUCAACACCUAUUGCUACAACACAUCCAAACACCACAACACCCACAUCAUCACCAACAUCUGCAGUUACCAACUCAACAACAGUUUCUACAACAGGUGUGAACACAACAACAGUUACUACAGCACCAACAACUGUAACAAAUUCAACACCUAUUGCUACAACACAUCCAAACACCACAACACCCACGAUGUCACCAACAUCUGCAGUUACUAACUCAACAACAGUUACUACAGCACCAACAACUGUAACAAAUUCAACACCUAUUGCUACAACACAUCCAAACACCACAACACCCACAUCAUCACCAACAUCUGCAGAUACCAACUCAACAACAGUUACUACAGCACCAACAACUGUAACAAAUUCAACACCUAUUGCUACAACACAUCCAAACACCACAACACCCACGAUGUCACCAACAUCUGCAGUUACUAACUCAACAACAGUUACUACAGCACCAACAACUGUAACAAAUUCAACACCUAUUGCUACAACACAUCCAAACACCACAACACCCACAUCAUCACCAAUAUCUGCAGUUACCAACUCAACAACAGUUACUACAGCACCAACAACUGUAACAAAUUCAACACCUAUUGCUACAACACAUCCAAACACCACAACACCCACAUCAUCACCAACAUCUGCAGUUACCAACUCAACAACAGUUUCUACAACAGGUGUGAACACAACAACAGUUACUACAGCACCAACAACUGUAACAAAUUCAACACCUAUUGCUACAACACAUCCAAACACCACAACACCCACGAUGUCAUCAACAUCUGCAGUUACUAACUCAACAACAGUUACUACAGCACCAACAACUGUAACAAAUUCAACACCUAUUGCUACAACACAUCCAAACACCACAACACCCACAUCAUCACCAACAUCUGCAGAUACCAACUCAACAACAGUUACUACAGCACCAACAACUGUAACAAACUCAACAACAGUUACUACAGCACCAACAACUGUAACAAAUUCAACACCUAUUGCUACAACACAUCCAAACACCACAACACCCACAUCAUCACCAACAUCUGCGGUUACCAGUACGUUUUCAAAAGAUGGCGUAGCAUUCCAUAACUAG